ACGUCCCGAGGCUCUGUCUCCGCCCCCUGAUUGUGUUCGGUCACUACCGGAAGUUCCGAUCCGUCGCGAACUGGGAAAGCAAGCGCACCUCUCACAGUGUAUGUGUGGCAAUAACAUGUCUGUGCCGCUGCUCGCCGAGGCUGUGACGGUAUCCGGGAUGGAGAAGGAGACCGCGGCGGUGAUCUUCCUUCAUGGGUUAGGAGACUCAGGGCAUGGGUGGGCCGACACUUUGACCUCAAUCCAGCUGCCCCACGUCAAAUUCAUCUGCCCCCACGCACCCCCGAUCCCCGUCACUCUUAACAUGAAGUCCAUGAUGCCUGCCUGGUUUGACCUCAUGGGUCUCAGCCCCGAUUGCCAGGAGGACGAGGCUGGCAUCAAGAAGGCAGCCGAAAACAUCAAGGCUAUAAUUGAACACGAGGUCAAAAACGGCAUCCCCCCACACCGCAUAAUGCUCGGUGGCUUCUCUCAGGGCGGGGCCUUGUCCUUGUACACUGCCUUGACCUGCCAACAUCAGUUGGCUGGCGUUGUGGCCCUCAGUUGCUGGCUACCGCUUCACAAGAGUUUCCCAUCGGGCUCCAGCGGCCAAAAGAACAUCCCGAUCCUGCAGUGCCACGGUGAGAUGGACGUCAUGAUCCCGGUGCACUUCGGCGCCAUGACUGCAGAUAAACUCAAAGGCAUAGUUAACCCUCAGAUGAUCACCUUUAAAACCUACCCAGGGCUCUCUCACAGCUCUUCUCCUCAGGAGAUGGCGGCUGUAAAGGAUUUUAUCGAGAAAUAUUUGCCCCGAAUCUAACCACACCUCGUCUCCACUGUGACGUCCUCCCGAGACACUGACCUCUCCCACUUGUUCUACCAUUUCCCACAGGAAACAGCCAUGAGCGCCCUUCCCUUUCUUCCCACACACAUCGGAAAGAUAGCAAACACACACAUGAAAACACGCACACAUUUGAUAAUCCAAAACAUUCUACCGGCAGAUAACGCUUGCUCCAAGAGAAGAAACGCACUGGGUUCAUUUUAAGAUGAUUAGAUGCUCGCACUCACAAGUCUUAGCUUUUCAGAGAGACAGUGACUCACACGAUGCAUUCCCCUGUGGUUUUAUUUAAUUUAUUUAGCCUCUUUCACGUCCACCUGAUCUCAGCUUUACUCAACUGUUGUUUCAUUUAGCCUCUAACGCUUCCACCGACCACGCCUUUUCCUGUUUCCUCCCUGCAUCAGUCUGAAAAGCUUGACACCUACCUGAUUCUGUCACACUAAGGUGCAGGCAAACAAGAUUUUCUUUCCCAAUUUAUAGUCUUGCUUUAUAGCUUUGCAGUGGAAUAAAAUCCUGCCAUAGCCAUUUCCGGUCCCCUGCAGAUUUGUUUUCUGACAGGUUUAAAUUCAGCCUGACCGUGGCUUUAAUCCAGGUGCUGACUCCGGUGCUGGUUUUAGAGCUGGUUUCCUAGCAACCCAUCCAUCCCAGGGCAUUCCACCCAGGCACAGGUAAACCUCAGUUCUGUCAGAGUCCUGCAUUGGUUAUCUACCUACGAACGACAGGUUUUUUUUUAUUCAAGUAACAACAUCCACAAGGGCCUUCCAUGUCUCCAAGUGUGAAAGAAUAUCUUAAAGUAGAUGAAGAAAAUCCAAAUGAAAUAAAACAAAACUAACAAAUCCA
This is a messenger RNA of Pungitius pungitius (ninespine stickleback), 1651 nucleotides long. It is a transcript of the gene lypla2, whose product is annotated as lysophospholipase 2. The record is from RefSeq and is a predicted model, not a curated record. Gene Ontology annotation, cellular component: cytoplasm. Gene Ontology annotation, biological process: protein depalmitoylation. The transcript has 10 exons. The coding region runs from base 101 to 793 and encodes 230 amino acids. Gene Ontology annotation, molecular function: carboxylic ester hydrolase activity; palmitoyl-(protein) hydrolase activity. NCBI's taxonomy places the organism in Eukaryota, Metazoa, Chordata, Actinopteri, Perciformes, Gasterosteidae.